UCAGUUCAAUAAAAAAAAAAAAAAAAAACAAAAUCAUAUUUUUAUUUUCUAUCAUAUUACUCCCGCCCAACUGGUGAUUGCUCCGGCCGCGCAAACAGCCAUGGAAGAAGAAACGACGACAGCUCCACCAACACCGGUAGCAACAGAUAUCUCAAACUCAACCAAAGCCUUAGACCCAACCCUACAAAAAAAGCACCAAGCAAUGCUCGAUCGCCUCUCUAUCCGCCAUCAAACGCGCAGCAAAUCCUCCUCCUCAACCACCGACUCUACCGCUUCCUUCCUCUCCAAAUUCUCCGACUUCAAACGCUCAAUUGAAUUCCAACUCGCUGAGUCAUCAAAACUCGCCAGCACCGAUCCAACUCGCCUAAAAUCUCACCUCGUCAAUAUCUCCAACUCCAUCUCCUCCCUCGAACAACUCGUCGCCGAGAAUUCCUACUUUCUCCCUUCCUAUGAACUUCGCUCCUCUCUCAAAACCGUCGCGGAACUUAAACUAUCUCUCGAAAAUCUCCACUCUGAGCUUGUCCCGAAAAAGAAAUUUUCUUUCAAAAACAAAUCUACAAGCAAAACCCCAAUCUCUGAACCUAAAGAAAACGAAAUCGCCAAACCCGAAACACCGAAACCGAUUUUCACAAUUAAGGAUUCACCAGGAAUUAGGAACAAAGUGAAUGAAAUAUUAACAAAGAAUUUUAGAGGAUCGGAGAUUGGUGAAUUUACGAUAUCGGAUUUGGAUUCAUGUGAAGUUAGGUUAAUUGGUUGCAUUGGUGCGCUUUUUGUUAAUCGCUUAAGGAAUUGUAAGGUUUAUGCAGGGCCAGUUAUAGGUUCAAUUUUGAUUGAGGAAGUUGAAAACAGUAUUUUUGUUUUGGCUUCCCAUCAGAUAAGGAUACAUUACGCGAGAGAAAGUGAUUUUUAUCUGAGAGUGAGGAGCAGGCCGAUAAUUGAAGAUUGUGGAGGUGUUAGAUUUGCGCCUUACUGUUUGAGUUAUGAAGGAAUUGAGGAAGAUUUGAAGGAAGCAGGUUUGGAGGAGGAGACUGGGAACUGGAGCAAUGUAGAUGACUUUAAAUGGUUGAGAGCUGUGCAGUCUCCUAAUUGGUCUGUUUUGGAGGUGAGUGAGAGACUCGAGGGUGUUGAGAUCAAGGAUGGGAGUGAAAAUGGAAGGAGUUAGGGUUGUGGGAUGGUGAAAUUGAUGUUCUGAUAUGCCAAAUUGAGUUCAGGAGGAUGGGCUUUGAACCUAGUGCUCUAGCACCAUGCCAAUUGCAAAGCCGGUCUCUUGGUUCUAUUACAGCUUUUGGACUUUGCAGAUAACAACUUGGGGGGACAAAUGGUUAUUACCAUCUUGCUAUGCAAUGAAUAAGUUGACCUUAGUCGUGAAUAUUAUUUUCAUUCACUUGUUUCUCCAAACACUAAGAUUUAUUCAGUUCUAUCAACUGCUGCGGAUUCUGGGGAAGGAACCUUGUUUGGAUGUUUUAAACAAUUCUGAAAUACAAAUUAAGUACUUCGUUCUUUUGCUCAAAAUCUCAUGUAAAAAACUCAAUUUGUGAUUAUUUCAUGGAAUGCAUGGUUCAAUUCGUAUGUUUGAUAAUGUGAA
Messenger RNA from Jatropha curcas, 1585 nucleotides. RefSeq names its product C-CAP/cofactor C-like domain-containing protein (gene POR). Gene Ontology annotation, biological process: post-chaperonin tubulin folding pathway; tubulin complex assembly. NCBI's taxonomy places the organism in Eukaryota, Viridiplantae, Streptophyta, Magnoliopsida, Malpighiales, Euphorbiaceae. The record is from RefSeq and is a predicted model, not a curated record. Gene Ontology annotation, molecular function: tubulin binding. Gene Ontology annotation, cellular component: cytoplasm.